Messenger RNA from Eublepharis macularius, 1893 nucleotides. It is a transcript of the gene XKR6, whose product is annotated as XK related 6. Gene Ontology annotation, biological process: phosphatidylserine exposure on apoptotic cell surface; engulfment of apoptotic cell; apoptotic process involved in development. The transcript is spliced from 3 exons. The record is from RefSeq and is a predicted model, not a curated record. The coding region runs from base 1 to 1893 and encodes 630 amino acids. NCBI's taxonomy places the organism in Eukaryota, Metazoa, Chordata, Lepidosauria, Squamata, Eublepharidae. Gene Ontology annotation, cellular component: plasma membrane.
AUGGCGGCCAAGUCGGACGGCAGCGGCGCCGGCAUCGGCUUCGCCCAGCUGCACAACCUGGACGACCACCACCACCACCAGCAGCGCGCCGCCGCCGCGGCGGGCCAGGGCGGCUGCGGCGGCGGCGCGGAGGACGAGGCCGGCGGGAGCAGCUCCAUGCACAUUUGCCAUUGCUGCAACACGUCAUCGUGCUACUGGGGCUGCCGGAGCGCCUGCCUGCGGAGCCUGCUGGGCCGGGCCGGGGGGGCGGCGGGCCGGGCCGGCGGAGGCAGCGACCCGCUGGCGCCGGGCGGCGGCGACGGGCAGCCCCCCUCGCCGUCGGCGGCCGCGGCGCAGGCGGGCGAGCGCCCGUGGCUGGACUGCCUGUGGAUCGUGCUGGCGCUGCUGGUGCUGCUGGGCGACGUGGGCACGGACCUCUGGCUGGCCCUGGACCACUACGGCCGGCGGGACUAUCUGUGGUGCGGCCUCACGCUGGCCUUCGUGCUCCUGCCUUCCGUCCUGGUGCAGAUCCUCAGCUUCCGAUGGUUCGUGCAAGACUACACCGGAGGAGGCCUGGGGGCCGUGCAGGGCCUCACCAGCCGCGGGCCUCCCAUGAUGGGCUCCGUCGGAGGGGGCAGGAGGGCCGGGCCGGGCCACCACGCCGGCACCCCCGGAGCGCAGCGCCUCUGCAGGCUCUCCGUCUGGAUCUGGCAGUCCGUCAUCCACCUGCUGCAGAUGGGACAGGUCUGGAGGUAUAUCCGAACCAUGUACCUGGGGAUCCAGAGCCAGAGACAAAAGGAACACCAGCGGCGCUUCUACUGGGCUAUGAUGUACGAGUAUGCAGACGUCAACAUGCUGCGCCUCUUGGAGACUUUCCUGGAGAGCGCCCCCCAACUGGUGCUACAGCUCUGCAUAAUGAUCCACAAGAACCGUGCAGAAACCUUACCAUGUGUAUCCUCUGUGGCCUCCCUGAUGUCCCUGGCUUGGGUGCUAGCCUCCUAUCACAAGCUUCUCCGGGACUCUAGGGAUGACAAGAAGAGCAUGAGCUACAGAGGGGCCCUUAUCCAUCUCUUCUGGCGCCUCUUCACCAUCUCAUCCAGAGUUAUCUCUUUUGCCCUCUUUGCUUCCAUCUUCCAGCUCUAUUUUGGGAUCUUUGUCGUGGUCCACUGGUGCGCCAUGGCCUUCUGGAUCAUCCAUGGUGGGACAGACUUCUGCAUGUCUAAAUGGGAGGAGAUUCUCUUCAACAUGGUGGUAGGGAUCGUGUACAUUUUUUGCUGGUUUAAUGUCAAGGAAGGGCGGACCCGAUACCGAAUGUUUGCCUAUUACACCGUAGUCUUGACAGAGAAUGCUGCCUUGACGCUCCUUUGGUAUUGUUACAGAGAUCCCAACACUACUGACUCAUUCGCCGUGCCAGCACUUUGUUGCGUCUUUCUUAGCUUUGCUGCCGGGAUAGCAUUGAUGCUCUUAUAUUACGGCGUCCUGCAUCCCAUGGGGCCAAGAGCUAAGAUUUUUGCCAGCUCCUGUUGCGCCGAGCUGCUCUGGGGCAUUCCUUUGCCCCCUGAUGUUGAACCCAUGGCUCCUCAAACCCCUGGGUACCGGGCGGCCCAGGCUACGCCAACCAGAGCGGCCACGGAGCAACAGGAGGAACUCACAGCUGACACUUGCUUGCCAGUUUUCCAAGUGAGAGCAAUGGUGCCAUCAACUCCAUCUGGGCGACCCUACCACCCUGAAGGCCCUCUCAUUAAGAUAGAUAUCCCGAGAAAGAGGUACCCAGCUUGGGAUGCUCAUUUUGUAGACAGGAGGUUGAGAAGGACUAUAAACAUCCUCCAGUAUGUCACCCCCACCGCUGUAGGAAUUAGAUAUAGAGAUGGACCUCUCUUGUAUGAAUUGCUACAGUAUGAAUCUUCACUUUAA